AUGGCAGAGCAAACCCGACCUGUUUCAAUGCUCGCUGGUCUGCAGACAACGAGCGGGGCCUUCUCGAGCCUGCUACAUUCGGUUCUUCGAGAUCACACUCGGGUACUUGACUUCCGACUGUGGCCGUCCAACUCCCACCCGACAGCAUCAACCUUCCUCCCGUCGCUCUCUCUCCUGCGCGGUCUCACUGUGCUUGUCCUGGGAUCCUUUCCUCCGGACCACGACGACCUUCCAAUCCUUCCCCAUGUGCGAUGUCUUUCUCUACAGCACACGAAAUUCGUGUCCGCCGCCCAAUUUGCGCGACUGAUCUCCCGGCUCCCGGACGUGUCCGAGCUGAAGCUUGCUUCGGUGACGUGGGGAGACGCAUCGGACGGCAGAUAUCCUCUUGCCGCAUUCGAGGCGCCUCUGGAGCAUCUGUCUGUUCGUGGGUUCCAGACAAACCCCGAUGUACUUACCUGGCUCAGGGCGGGGGCGGAUGCGCCACAGACACAGGGCCUUUCCCUUCAUGUCCCAUCCGCUACACGGCCGGCGAUGAUGCCCGUCUUCGCCAAGUUUAUUACGGGUCUGAACGGGAUUCUGCAGGAUCUGCACUUGGAUGUUUACCCGUGCCCGUCGCUGGAAGAUAAUCUCCGACUCUUGGGGCUCGACACUUUGGCCAGCCUGCGGCGUUUUCGGAUCGGCCACGGGAUUUACUUCUACUGGAUCACGUCUCACUAUCGCCUCUUGCGACCCGUCCUAGGUCUGCAUUCGAUGCUCUCCAGCUUGAUAUGUCUUGAAGAAAUCGUCUUCGAUGUGGACUUGAUGCCCACGGUGAACUAUACACUUUCACCACAAGACGGCAAUGAAUUCCGGCUCAGGGAUCUGGUCCUGCAAACACGCACUAUUCCGAGCGUUCGCUUCCAAAUUCUCACGCGGGAUGCCGCCUCCGCGACAGCACUCGUCCGAUUCCAGGAUGUUCUGCAUCAAGAGGGCAUUUUCUACGAGACUUCUGUCACCUGUGAUUACGAGAGAAACGUCGAGUACAAGGUGUUUCCGUCGCAUUGAAUCGUGUUCUCCUGCGAUUGGUAUUCAAUCCGUGCUCGGUAGACUAUCGCAUCCACCCCCCGGAUAUCCUAGUGCAAUGGCGCGGCCCCUGGUCGCAAAAAGUUGACGCCUCAUCGCAGGACUGGUUGUCCUGAUUCGAGUCGCUUCGCUCGUAUUCGAUGGCAGUGUUUACGUCCAAUCCUUUGGCCCCGUCGCACCAGCCGAAGAAGUCACAGCCUGCGCGACGAAGACUCGCUGCCGUGCUGAAACAGCGGAGAAUCGAGAUGCGGCGGUGUAUGAAGGUGAAAGUCUGCAUCGCGCAGGGAUGGGAUUUCGAGGCAUAAUUACUGAGGCUGAAAGACGUCAUGGAUACCAGGCAGAAACGGCUAAUUCGAUUUAGUGUCGGUACGGUCGUGUGAGAGAAAAUGCAUAUUUAUCAACUAGAUAAGAUGGCAGGCCGUGCUCACUUCCACCUGCGUUCUGCAAGCUAUUUGUGACGCCCUUUGCUGCGGGUAUAUCCACUGGAUGGAGAAGCCUGAUUCAGGAGUCAAAACCGGCAUCUUGAGGCAAAGGUAAGAAGACUCACCGAGUCUGUUCUAACUCGGUCGUAACCAGACGUAGAGCUUUGUCUCCCCCCUGCAUUGCAAUCUUCCGGAUCUUCUGCAGCACAUCCGUGGUCUUCUCGUGAACGCGCUUGAGUUCCAAACAUUCCAGCGUGGUGAUAACCCCCUCCCGGCGGUCUUCGAGGAAUCGGAUGAAGCCAUGACCGAGGGAGAAUCCAUUCAGCAUCAGCGUUACAAAAGAUGGAAGUAGUGCUCGGUCGAUGUCAUUAUAAUCAAGCAAGUCGUCGAACAGCGCAUCACUCCCUGAACUGUCAGCCGCACGAUCGAGGCAGAGAUGCAUGAGCCAGGGCACAAGCUUGAGCAGCGCAGUCAGUCGAUCAUAAACUAUAUCUUUGCCUGAAAGCACGAGCCCACGAGCCACAAGCGUCUCCAGUUGGCGCGGCCCCGACUUCUCGAUCAUCACGAGGAGCGCCCUUGUCUCAGCCCCCAGAGUUCCCGCGCGUAUAUCAAGCUGUCUCAACGAAGGAAAGCUCAUUCGAGCGGGAAAGAUCUGUGAACUUAGCACAAGCACGCGAAGACCAGAUGGAAUCUGCGUCUUGAUCGAGGAUUGAUUCGGCACGUCUCGCAACAGACAAUGCGUCGAAACCCCCGCCAGGAUAGAGAGGGCCGUGGUAAGUGGUGAUUUGCGCCCAGGGUAGCAAAAACAGGAAAUUCCCAUCGACCCCGUACGUCAGCUCCAAGUCGGUCAAGAGCGGUGCGACGGAGAAAGUGGCGUUCCCCGACAAGGCUGGCGGCGGGCGGCGGGUGGGAUGGACAUUCAGUCGCAACCUCCACAGAAGCGGGAGCGCAAGAGGUUCCGCGAAAAGAGGCUCGUUAAACAUGGCCAUCGGCAUGUCGAUAUGCACUGUCUCCCAACGCGCACGGUGAUUGCCCAUCAACAGCAGUACGGUGUCGCAUUCGUGCAGCUGACUGUUGCCGCACUGCAGCUCGAUGGAUAGGCCCUGCCUGCCGCUCCGCUCAAUACAGAGCUCCAACAAGGCCAUUGCAUUGUGUUUGUUCUUGGGCGGCAGUGGGACGUCAUCUUUAUAUGUCCCAUCUGCCCUUUUCCAUAUCCAGCCCACUGGCGUCCCUUGCAUCGUGGGGCGCAUAGGCUGCGAAGAUUAGGGACAGCGCCUCUUCGGGAAGGCACCGGAUCGGGGCAAGCGUCGCGCGGCAAAGAGUGAGGUGCUUUGAGAUCCGUCGCUCGUCCUUCUCGAGAAACAUCAGAUCUGCCUUGAUCUCAUUGAUCUUGUGCAUGAGCUUCGUUCUCUCCGUUUCUGCCAUGUCCA
Messenger RNA from Mycena citricolor, 2914 nucleotides. The record is from the annotation of a GenBank genome assembly. NCBI's taxonomy places the organism in Eukaryota, Fungi, Basidiomycota, Agaricomycetes, Agaricales, Mycenaceae.